UAAUAGACCUGCCUGAAGGUGAAAUGAUAGUGCUUUACGUAUAGAAAAUCGAUAUAUUAAAGAAAAGUUAUGUGUUAAUAUUGUGUUUAAAAACCGUACGAAUCACUUCCCCCUCCAUGCUUGCUACGAAGAUGACCGUCAUCAAAAUUUAAUGAUAACUCUUAUCACAAAAACAUCACCCACUCGAUAAACAUUGUAGUGUAAUUAAACCGAUUAAAGACGUCCAUAAAAUGAAAAAUUUAGCUAACCUAAAUAACCUAGAACUACAGAAGUUCUUCAGUUCCUUUGACUACGUCCUGUCCGACGUCGACGGAGUACUAUGGAACUUCCUCGACACCAUCCCCGGUACCCAAGAAACCAUCAAAUCUUUGAAAAAAAUCGGAAAAAAGGUCAUCUUCGUCUCCAAUAACACCUCAAAAUCGAUCAAUUUCUACCACCACGAGCUUACUCGAGCCGGUUUUGACGUCGACAAAGAUGAAAUAGUGACGCCAACGUUGGCAAUAAUAUCUUACUUGAAGAAGCAAGACCUUAAAGAUAAAGAGGUCUUCGUUCUUGGUAUGACACCUCUGAAAAGAUCACUGGAAAAGGCGGGUUUCAAGCUCGCCCAAAACGAGCCGGACCGUAUCAAAGAAUCCAACAGCGCCUUCGCCGCCCACACUAUACCAGACGACGAAAAAGUGGGUGCCGUGGUCGCAGACGUCGACAUAAACCUAAACUACGUCAACCUUCAAAAGGCUGCUACUUAUUUGGAACGUCCCGAAGUCCUUUUUGUCAAGGGGGCUGCCGACUGUCACCUUCCUGUAGGCUGGAACAAAAGUCUGAUAGGGCCGGGAUACUUCACGAAAAUUUUGGAAGACAAAACGAAUCGGAAGGGUGUACCCAUGGCAAAACCUAGCCGUUUUUUGCACGAAUACAUCGUUGAAAAGUACCAAAUUGGGGACCCAUCCAGAGUGCUCUUCGUUGGAGACUCAAUUCCUUCAGAUAUGGGGUUCGCGGCUGAGAGUAAAUACCAGAAGUUGUUGGUUUUUAGUGGAGCGACUGGAAAAAACGUCCUUAAGGAGUGGGACUUUCCGCACGAGUACAAGCCUGAUUAUUAUGCUGAUAGUUUAAAAAGUCUGAAUGAUUGUAUACUGCGCACUUUUGCUUGCAAAUUGUAAUAGAUAUAGUAGAAUUAAUGACUACGGCGGCUGGUGUUUUAAAAAAUGUAUACAACUAGGGAAUAAAAGUGAUUUAUGAUAACACCGUGCGUGGGUAA
Messenger RNA from Zophobas morio, 1255 nucleotides. RefSeq lists its product as uncharacterized. The coding region runs from base 231 to 1157 and encodes 308 amino acids. Gene Ontology annotation, molecular function: phosphatase activity. The transcript has 4 exons. The record is from RefSeq and is a predicted model, not a curated record. NCBI's taxonomy places the organism in Eukaryota, Metazoa, Arthropoda, Insecta, Coleoptera, Tenebrionidae.